Messenger RNA from Histoplasma capsulatum G186AR, 621 nucleotides. RefSeq lists its product as uncharacterized. The record is from RefSeq and is a predicted model, not a curated record. The transcript has 2 exons. Bases 1 to 621 code for a protein of 206 amino acids. Lineage: Eukaryota; Fungi; Ascomycota; Eurotiomycetes; Onygenales; Ajellomycetaceae.
AUGGCAGAGGCACACAACCACAAUCGUUCCUACUGGAGGACUAAAUGCCGAAAGGCAUUAUCAGAUCACAUCUGGAAGACAUUGAAUAUUCGAGUUGAUCCAGCAGAUGUGCGCUUGAUUCCAAAUGUCAAUACAUCUUAUGGAUGGAAGGCAGCUCCUUCAAUAAAGCAACUGCUCAAAACACAACUUAGUAAACACUCAACUGGAGCAUAUAAGAUGUUAUGUCAAGCAGUGGAUGACAAGUCAGAAACAAAACUCUUACAGGCUGUUCUUGCAGAAGAGAUGAUACAGGGGGACAAUCAGACUGACAACGAAUUCAAAAAAGACACAUCUUGCAAUAGAAAUGAAAAGUGUGAGGAGGUGGUACAAUGGAAGCUUCAAGUAGCCAGUGAGGUGAUGAGAAGAGAACUUGCUGAGAAAACCAUGAUGAAUUUAAAGAGAUUGAGUGAGGAACAGCAAGAUAAAAUAAUACAUCUAGAAGAAGAAGUUCAGCGAUUACUAUCAAUGACCAAGUUCUUUCAACAGACUAUUGAUCAAUGGUUACAAGGAGUGACUGAGGCAAUUUCACUUCUACAGACUGCUCACUCAGAGCUACUAUCAGUGGCACAAAGCAGCUCAUAA